AUGGCCUCUCACCGGCGACCGCGGGCUCCUUCGCCGACACCCGACCAUCUGACUGCGUCAUAUGCACCAACCCUUCAACCUCGGUUUCCGGUCCGACCAAACGAUCACCUUGACGCAGACGAACGAAGGGCCAAUGCUCAACCUGGAAAAUUAAGAAAACAUCACAUUGGUGGGCUGAAUUUGGCACCGGCCGAAUGGAAAAUCCUUGUCAUAGUGGUCAUCAUCGCGUCGUUUGUGAGGUUAUACAAGAUCUCAUACCCGGAUAGUGUGGUGUUCGACGAGGUGCAUUUUGGGAACUUUGCUUCUAAAUACAUCAAGACUCGGUACUUUGUUGAUGUACAUCCCCCAUUGGCAAAACUGCUUCUUACGUUGGCUGCAUUUGUCGGUGGAUUCGAUGGUCACUUUGAUUUCAAAGAGAUUGGGAAAGCGUACGAUGAGAACACACCCUAUGUACUUAUGCGUCUACUCCCGGCUAUCAUGGGUGUUGCGGUUGUUCCCCUUACCUACCUUACCCUCCGUGGGCUCGAUUGUCGAGCAACCACUGCAUUGUUGGGCGCGUUCCUUGUUACCUUUGAAAACGGAUUGAUUACCCAAUCCCGACUGAUCUUGCUGGACUCGCCCCUGAUCUUUUUCACUGCUCUCACUGCUUUCUUUUGGGUCGGAUUCUCCAACGAGGACACGCAGCGACCGUUCACGGAAGAAUGGUGGACCUGGCUCGCGCUUACAGGCCUUUCUUUGGGCGCAGUCGUGAGCUGCAAAUGGGUGGGCUUGUUCACCAUUGCAACUGUUGGCGUAUGCACUUUGCGGCAACUCUGGCUUCUGCUCGGCGACUUGAAAGUCACGCCUCGUCUUUUCAUCAAGCACUUCAUGGCCCGGGCGUUGUGCUUGAUUUUGUUACCCAUCCUGUUUUAUAUGGCGAUGUUUGAGAUCCAUUUUGCGAUUUUGCAGAACUCUGGUGAUGGGGAUGGUUUUAUGAGUGCCGCAUUCAUGCACACCCUCGGCGGUCGCGGAAUGUCUGAUACCUUUGCUGACGUUGCGCUUGGUUCCGCCGUCACUCUUCGACACGUUAAUACCCAGGGCGGGUACCUGCAUUCCCAUUUGCACACGUAUCCCGGAGGCAGCAAACAACAGCAGAUCACUUUAUACCCUCACAUCGACGGAAACAACGAUUGGCGUAUCCUCAAUGGCACCUUUGACGGAGCAACUGAUUUUGAUUGGACUACCGAACCAAUCUCCCAAAUCCGCAAUGGCCAGACCAUCCGACUGGAGCAUAUUGCAACCCAAAAACGCCUCCACUCCCACGACGUCCGUCCUCCCGUAUCAGACGUGGACUUCCAGAACGAGGUCAGCGCGUAUGGGUAUCCCGGAUUCCAGGGCGAUGCCAACGACAACUGGAUCGUUGAAAUCGAGGAAGGUGCCGGACGAGGCCAAACCGUCAAGACACUGAAACCAAUCAAGCUACCUGAUUGGGCGUUUGAGCAGCAAGAAGUGACCUGUAACAAGAACGCUGUUCGUGAAAACUCGGUUUGGUACAUCGAAACAAACAAUCACGAGAAGCUUGGUGAUGAUGCCGAAAAGGUCAAUUACAAGCCGCCUGGAUUCUUGUCCAAGUUCCUUGAGCUCCAGCAAGUCAUGUGGACUACGAACGCAGGGCUUACGGAUCGCCAUGCAUUCGACUCGCGUCCUAGCUCAUGGCCCAGAUUGCGACGUGGUAUUAACUUCUGGGUGAAGGACCACAAGCAGAUCUAUUUGAUCGGUAAUCCUUUUGUCUGGUAUAUGAGUACAAUCUCUGUCCUUUUGUACGCUGUUUUCCGGGGUUUCCUGAUUCUGCGCGAGAAGCGGGGUUACAAGGAUUUCCACAACACUACGCUGGUCAAGUACGACCAGCUCUGUGCUUUCCUCGCAACUGGCUGGGUGCUUCACUACUUCCCCUUCUUCCUCAUGUCUCGCCAGCUCUUCUUGCACCACUACUUCCCAGCACUUUACUUUGCGAUUCUCAUGUCCUGCGCCGUGUUUGAUGCCGUAACGGCCAACCUCAAGCCUCGCGUCCGACUACAGAUUGCCGGUGUCGUGCUCAUCUUUGUCCUCUGGAACUACAUGAGUUUUAGCCCGUUGACCUACGGAACUCCAUGGACUAGGAGUAAAUGCGAAAGCUCAAAAUGGCUUAAGAGUUGGGAUUUCGCUUGUGGCGAUUUCUACGAGAGUUAUGACCAAUACUCAACCAUUCCGCCCUCAACCCCGUCCCCUUCGGCCGUCCAGCCGGUAGUCGUUGGGGACGAGCAUGGAGGUAGACCUGCUGUAGUGGUCGACGCUCCUCAAGUCCAGAAACCCAAAGAAGACGCCCAGACGACGGACUCGGUCAUCAUACCGAUAGAGCCCGGCCACGAUGUAUUCGCCGGGGAUAAAGUUGACAACAAACCUAUCAGCUUGGACCGCGUCGCCGAGCCACUCCCCAAAGAGGCGUUGAUUCAUACUUCGGAUACCGCAGGCUCUGGUCCGGGCCCUGAUAACGACGCCGACCAGCAGGAAGAGCUUCGGUCCAUAGAGGAGGAGGCUAAGAAAAAGGUUCCCGCAGGGGUUCAAGAGAAGAUAGCUCAAGCUCAACAGAGCGUGAUUGAAAAGGUUGUCGAAGCCAAGGAGAAGCUAAAGGAUCACGCUAAGGCUCAAAAUGAGGAAGAGCGUGUUAGACAAGAGCUGUAUGGCAACGAAAAAAAGGAGGCAGAAUAG
Molecule: messenger RNA, 2727 nt
Organism: Rhizoctonia solani
Lineage: Eukaryota; Fungi; Basidiomycota; Agaricomycetes; Cantharellales; Ceratobasidiaceae
Product: dolichyl-phosphate-mannose-protein mannosyltransferase
Exons: 12
Coding region: 1-2727 (908 amino acids)
Biological process (GO): protein O-linked glycosylation via mannose
Cellular component (GO): membrane; endoplasmic reticulum
Molecular function (GO): dolichyl-phosphate-mannose-protein mannosyltransferase activity
Source: RefSeq, a predicted model, not a curated record